ACAUUUUGCAGGUGAAGCCCAGGGCCUCCCCUGGUCGUUUGGGCCCCUGGACCCGCCCAUGCUCGCAGUGUAGCAUGUUUACAGGGUGGUGUGAGGAUCUGAACACAUUCGUCCACCUCAGGAAAAGUUUGACCUGGUGUUUUUCCUGCUCGUCUGUAGUCAGCGCUGCUCUUGGCUGUGCAGUCUGACGCUGUGGUGCAGCUCUCGGUGCAGCACAGGCCGGGCCCAGUGCUGCAGGUUGUCCGGUAGGGUGCCCGCCUGCCUGCAGAGCUGUUGAUGUCAGGAGCAGAGGAGGGGAACGUGAGGAAUGGCUGAAAACCGACGGUGAGCUCCUGCGAGGAAACAGCAAGUGAUCGUCCGGUUACCGAGAGUUUCCCCCGGAUCGGCUUCUCAGCGACGCGACACUAGGCGCCGCUCGGUGUUUUCUCCGGGAGAGGGAGGGGGGGGGAUUAUUUAAUGGGACAACGAAAACGCAAAAAAACGCAAGGUAGGCUCCCGCUCCUGUCGCCAGCUCCGCCGCUGAACGUUCACUCACAGGGGGUCGAGCAGACAUGUUCAGCCCCUCGUCUUCGAAGACAGCUUCUGGGUUUUAACGCUAACUUUACGGUAACGUGGGUGUUUUUCGCUGGGGGCUCGUUAACGUAUGUUUUGAGAGAGAAAGCGUCACCUCUUCAUGCCUCAACCGAGAGAACCGCAUGAGAAGAAGCCCGGAGUAGACUAACACGCCGCGGACAAAGCCUCCCCUCCCGCCCGCCUUUUCCUCCCGUCGCCUCCACCUGAACCGACGGGCAGAAACAAUGCGUGUGGAUCUGCUGUGGAUGUGUUUGUGGGCUCUGCUUCGUCCUGCCGCCGCCGGUCAAGGGCAGUCGGCGGCCGUGUGUUCGCCCUCAUGCGGCUGCGAUGAAGAUGGAGGUGCGGACUGCUCCGGCAGAGGACUGACCAGCGUCCCGGCCGGACUCAGUGCUUUCACCUACUAUCUUGACCUGAGCAUGAACAACAUCACUGAGCUUCCAGCAUAUGUAUUCAAGAACUUCCCCUAUCUGGAAGAACUACGACUUGCGGGGAAUGACCUGUCAUUCAUCCACCCUGAAGCCCUGUCUGGGCUGCAUCAGCUCAAAGUCCUGAUGCUUCAGAAUAAUCAGCUGAAGACUGUGCCCAGUGCAGCCCUGAAGAACCUUCAGUCCCUCCAGUCUCUUCGCCUGGACGCGAACCAUAUUACCACGGUUCCAGACGACAGUUUCGAAGACCUUCAGCAGCUGCGUCACCUCUGGUUGGAUGACAACAACCUGACGAUGGUCCCCAUCAGUUCCCUGAGACACCAGACAAACCUUCAGGCUCUUACGUUGGCACUCAACCGCAUCUCGUACAUACCAGACAACGCCUUCGCAAACCUCACCAGUCUAGUUGUGCUACAUCUCCAUAACAACAGAAUUAACGAGAUAGGAGACAACUGCUUUGCCGGACUGUUGAACCUGGAGACCCUAGAUCUGAACUUCAACAACAUGAUGGUUUUUCCCAAAGCUAUCGAGGCUCUGCCCAAACUGAAGGAACUCGGUUUUCACAGCAACGAUAUUGCCUCCAUACCUGAAGGGGCCUUCCAUAACAACCCCCUGCUGCGAACCAUACAUCUCUAUGACAACCCUCUUUCCUUCGUGGGCGCCACAGCUUUCCAGAAUCUGUCCGACCUGCACUCCCUGAUGUUGCGUGGGGCUAGUAUGAUGCAGGACUUCCCCAUCCUGACGGGGACCAAUAACCUUGAGAGUCUGACCCUGUCAGGAACCGAGAUAUCAUCCACCCCCGCUGAUCUGUGUGACGAUCUCAAGUUGCUCAGAACGCUAGACUUGUCCUACAAUGAGAUCGAGGGGCUGCCGUCCCUGCAGGGCUGCGUCCGACUGCAGGAGAUAAGCUUUCAGCACAACCAUAUUCAACAAAUUGAGAGAAACACUUUCCAGGGUCUCUCUGCUCUACGUUUACUAGACCUGAGUAGGAAUGAAAUCCGAGUCAUUCACCCAGAUGCUUUCCUCACCCUCACUGCACUCACCAACCUAGAUCUGAGCAUGAACUCUCUGACUGUGAUUCCAACAACUGGACUCAGCGCCCUCAGUCAACUUAAACUCUCAGGGAACCCACAGAUGAAAAAUGUGCUGACUGCAAAAAACCUUCCCAAACUCAGGUCCAUCUCUGUCCCGUACGCCUACCAGUGCUGCGCAUUUGUGGGAUGUGACUCAGUGACGAGCUCCUCUGAGGAAAAUGACAUAAAGAAAUCUACAGCAGGGGAGGAUGUGGAAAGAAUCUCGAUGAUUAUGCACUGCUCUCCUUCACCAGGAGCUUUUAAGCCGUGUGAGCAUCUCCUGGGUAACUGGAUGAUUCGUUUGACGGUCUGGUUCAUCUGCCUGGUGUCGUUGGUCUUUAACGGGCUGGUGCUGGUGGCCACCUUCUCCCCCACACACCGAGCUCCAGGCCAUUCCCACUCCCUGACUCCGUCUCUCUCUCCAGCCAGGCUGCUCAUGGGGCUGUUGGCGUUGGCCAAUCUGCUCACAGGUGUGUAUGUCGGCGUGCUGACUGUGCUCGAUGUUGCUACCUGGGGCUCCUUCGCGGAGUUCGGAGUGUGGUGGGAGAUCGGGCCUGGCUGUCAGAUCUCAGGAGCUCUGGCCGUCUUCUCGUCAGAGUGGGCGGUCUUGUUACUGUCCCUGGCGGCCGUGGAGCGCAGCGUGGCUGUGCGGACUAUUCUCGGUAAAGUAAUGAUGUCGCCCAGGAGGAACUGUAGCAGCCCUCAAGGAUGUUGGAGAGGAGGUCGACGCUUCAGCCUGGCUGCAGGACUACUGGGGCUCCUGGCUGCUGCUGCGGCCUGCCUGGCGCUCCUGACCGUCAGCGACCAGUCGGCCUCUCCUCUCUGCCUGCCCUUCGCUGGUGGCGAGAGUCCAGCUCUGAGUGUCACCGUGAUUCUGGUGCUGCUCAACGCGCUGGCGUACCUGUUCACUGCAGCAGUGUAUACUCAGAUGUACUGCCACCUGGGCAGGGUGGAGCUGGCAGAUCCAGAGCAGACGGGCGCCUUGCGACAUGUUGCCUGGCUCAUUUUCACCAAUUGCAUCUUCUUCUGCCCUGUGGCAGCCUUCUCCUUCGCCCCCCUCUUGACUGGCUCUACAGCUGGCGGCCCAGAGAUCGCCAAGUCUGUCACCCUCAUUUUCUUCCCACUGCCUGCGUGCCUGAAUCCAGUGCUGUACGUAUUCUUCAGCCCGGCCUUCAGGGAGGACUGGCUGAGACUACGUGGUCGCAGAGGUUUGACCAGAGAGGUGAAGGCUGGUGCUGAGAAUCACGGAGAUGAUGGUGGAGGAGGGUCGGAGCUCACGGAUGGAGGCUCCUCCACCCAACUGGGCUUUGACUGUGGGGUGUACUCACAGCUCUGUGGAGAGACAGUUGUAUGUGAGCGGUGUGAGGCAGCGCUGCAUGCCAGGACCUGCUCUUCCCCCUCGUCCUCCACAGUCUGCAGACACUUGGUGAAGUCUCACAGUUGUCCCACCCUCAUGGCGGGAGCAGCAGUGUGCCAACGUGCCGAGGGGUUCUGGGCAGACAGCGGCACGCCCUCUGCUCAGUCGGAGUAUGCAGAUGAGGGGGACUCGUUUGUGUCGGACAGCUCGGACCAGGUUCAGGCCUGUGGCAGAGCGUGCUUCUGUCAGACCAGAGGCCUUCCUCUCGUACACUACUCAUACAACAUACCUCGGGUCAAGGACUAAGAACGCUUCAGAACUCCACUGUGUGCACAGAUCUCUCCGUCAUGUGAAUUUAGGUCCUACAAGAAUAUAUAAACAUUUUUUAUUGGACAACAAAAUGUGCCAACUACCCUGUUGAAAGACUCUUCAGCAAGCACUUAUGUAAACACAGAUGCAACCAAUCAUUCAAAGGGAACUUGGAACUUGUCUGAUUGAGCUGAAAUGAGCACAUUGUGUCACAAACUGGUCAACAAAGGACCUUGCAAAGGAAAAUGUUGCCACCAGUGCCUUCCUCUUGCUUUCGUGUGGAUAUCAUGUGUCGAUUUAUGUGUCAGAGAUUUUGUGAUUUAUCUUUUCCCUGUUAUUCGAAGCUUUUUAAAUUUGAUUUUUUUUUUUCAAUUUUAUACUUUGAUUUUUAAAAGAUAUAAAUGUAGCAAAAUGUAGUAAUUAUCCUAGACUUUUCUGUUUGAAUGUAACUUCCAGGUGGUUUUCACCCACCAGAAUAAUGUCAGCAAUGACUUUUGGCCUUACUGCCUGCGAUCAGUGAGGAUGAUGAAUGUCAUUCUGUUAUAAAAACAACUUCUUUGCUUUAAGUUACUAAGACUAAGAAUGUGAUGAAAGUAGCAGAUAUCACUGUUAAAGCAACAACCAUGCUUGGUGGGUUUGAAAGAUGUUAUUUAUUGCGUGAGCAGCAGGAGUUUCUGGGUGGAGAUGAUUUCAGGUGUUUAAAAGGCUGCCUCUGAAUGAUGAAUAUACAACAGAAACAUAGCAUUUGCCAAAAUAGAAGCACCUCUUUUUUAAAUUGUUAACAAAAAUAUAAUUACAGGGUUAGGUCAUUACUUUUUUAAAUCUCCUUAUUUCUGAUCGUUUUCUAUCAUGCUCUUUGAUUCGGAUCAAAACUCUUCUCUUUAUCUCAAACAGCACAAAACCCACAGAUAUUUCUUUUGUUAAGUAAAGUAGCACUUAAGUGCAUUCUGCUUUUAUCUAAUGUUCACAUCAUUUUUGGCUGACACAAUAAUCAUUGACUUGAUGCUGCACUGAAUACAGUAGCUUCAAAAACCAAAGGAUUAAACAAACAAGAUAUAGCAUGAUAAAUAAUGAGAUUUGGUGGUAAGUAAGUAGAUUUCUUUCAGAUAGACUAAUGCUAGCCCCUUCCAAGCUCUAUGCUAAGCUAAGUGUCUAAGUUUGAGAAGUAUUGCUUUUCGUGUCUAACUCUGGAAAUGAAAAGAUAAUAUUUGCCAAAUGUUCCUAAAGAAAAAAACCUUAGUUUUAUUUUACCCCAUAAAUUGAAAAAUCUUCAAGAAGUUUAAAAACAUUAUCAUGAGAUGAGUGAUUGGUUGAUUUAAAAUCCAUUUAAAAUACUAUGAUGGUAAUACUUCCACCAAAGCCCAACAGUCCCUUUAGAUUCACUCAAGUUGCUAAACAUUCCCCUAUCACGACCAUGAAUUAUUCCCUGGGAAAAAUAUCAAAGAACGUCCCAUUUUGCAAUGUAAAAGACAUCGACAAGAAAAUUCCUGGAUCCACAAAAAUCUUUUAUAGAUUCUUCUAAAGCGCAUCCCUCCACCAAUUUUCCUAGAAAUCUGUGCUGUUGUUUUUGUGUAAUCCUGCUUACAAACCAACAAACACUGUGAUCUGAAUGUAUUCCCACUCCUCCACCUCCAGCAACAUGAACCCAGCACGAGCCUCCCAGCCAUCUGAAUCAACAAGUUGUCAUUACAAUGGUUAUUCGAUCACAGAUUUAAAGACAAGUAUCUACAGUGAUUUUACAUUUAAAUCAUUUCUUUGUGUUUCUAUGUAUCUACAUUUUGACCAGAAAAAAUGGGCACGAUAGAAAACGAGGCCUAUCUUGAAAACGAGUAGUUCACUGUCUCCGUUGUUUUUGAAAUCCAGCUUCAUUAUCGGUGAAUGACUCUUGAAACUUUCUGCAUCACCUUUUUAUUCUUUAUCGUCCAGUUUUAUCGAACAUGUCAUCAGAAGCUGUAAAGCAUAGAAAUGUAGAUUCUCUGAGUGAUACUGUGAGUGACGAGGGAUCGACUGAUGUGUGGUGUGCCUGUGACUGUUCACAUUAUGGUGGAUACACCCUCGGAGCGUGUAUCCACAAGUGCACGUCAUGUGAGUGCUCAGGAAUUUGGGCAAUGUAGGGAAACGUUAUCCUCCACUGACAUGUCAUUCAUGCCCUGAUGAUGCACCGUUUAAUCGACAUCUCUGGUUUUUAUUUUCUGUUUUCACAUGGUCUCGACUGGGUG
Molecule: messenger RNA, 5956 nt
Organism: Paralichthys olivaceus (Japanese flounder)
Lineage: Eukaryota; Metazoa; Chordata; Actinopteri; Pleuronectiformes; Paralichthyidae
Gene: lgr4
Product: leucine-rich repeat containing G protein-coupled receptor 4
Biological process (GO): hormone-mediated signaling pathway; adenylate cyclase-activating G protein-coupled receptor signaling pathway; activation of adenylate cyclase activity
Cellular component (GO): plasma membrane
Molecular function (GO): protein binding; G protein-coupled peptide receptor activity
Source: RefSeq, a predicted model, not a curated record